UGCCAUUCACUGAUUAAUGCGAAAUCAUAUGAAAAAUAUAUCACAUCAAUUGUUUAGUUGUCUUUAUUUCACAUUUCAGUUGAAUUGUUGAGUUUAUUUUUCAGGCAGUCAACUCAUCAUGGAUUCAGUAAAAUUUGAUUACCCUGAAUCUCAACCUCCAGUUACAACAUAUCAACCAGUUCCACCGCCGCCAUAUGCUGUUGCACCUCCACCGCCUGGUCUUGUAUCUCAUCUACCAUCAGCCUCAGUUCAGACAGAGGAACGAGUUGUUACUAUUGGUACUACUGCUAGUAAAUUUGGACCUUAUUCUCAGAAUGUGUUUUGUCCAUCAUGUAGACAAAUUACUGCCACUUCGAUUAGAUAUAAAACUGGGGUAGUAACCUGGUUAACCUCAGCGGGUUGUUUUCUGCUCGGUGGUGUCAUUGGCUGUUUUCUAAUCCCUUGUUGCACUGAUUUUACGCGAGAUGUUGAACACUCUUGUGUCAAUUGUGGACUGAAAGUCGGUUUAUAUCGACGAAUCUGAGAAAUUAACUCCCACUUUUUAAAUGAAAAUGACUGGAUGAAAAAAUUAAUGAUCACUUGAAAAAAACACUUUUAUCAUGAUUGUCAUAAAAUUUAUGUAAUCAUUUACACAGUUUCUUCAAUUAAAUAAAUAUAGUGAACACAUAUAAAUCUCGGGCUGAGGGAGUGCGAUUCUAUCUCCCGCCAGGAGUUUUUUAAACUACACACCCUUUAAAAUGUACAAA
Molecule: messenger RNA, 746 nt
Organism: Panonychus citri (citrus red mite)
Lineage: Eukaryota; Metazoa; Arthropoda; Arachnida; Trombidiformes; Tetranychidae
Product: lipopolysaccharide-induced tumor necrosis factor-alpha factor homolog
Exons: 2
Coding region: 119-523 (134 amino acids)
Molecular function (GO): zinc ion binding
Source: RefSeq, a predicted model, not a curated record